Messenger RNA from Lycium ferocissimum, 2032 nucleotides. RefSeq lists its product as uncharacterized. Bases 896 to 2032 code for a protein of 378 amino acids. The record is from RefSeq and is a predicted model, not a curated record. The transcript has 3 exons. Lineage: Eukaryota; Viridiplantae; Streptophyta; Magnoliopsida; Solanales; Solanaceae.
AUUAAUUGUCGAUGUACUUUGCUGACAUUUCUAUUAUUUAUUUUCUUCUUUUCGUUCUGCUUUUUUUCUUGGGAAAAUUUCACUAAUAAUCAAUUUAAGAGCCAAAAUUACAUGGGAAUAGCCCAUAUUUUGUAUUACAAACCUGCGGCCCAACAAAUCAUGGCCCAGCUAUAAAAGAGGCUGAAUAUAUUCAAAUAACGGCUUAUUCUCUUGCAGCUCAAAAAGUAACUUCCUUCAAUUUCUCCUCCAAAUCCCUACGAAGAUUUUGUGGAAGAUUUUCCAUGAUUUUCUCCAAAACAAUUGUAUAUGGCAAUAAAAUCGUGAUUUUAGGUUCUUCGAUUUCUCCUUUCAAUUCUGCGAUUGAAUAUCUCCUUCAAAUCUGCAUGUAGAUUUUGCUUUACUUUUUCCUUGAUUAUUAGUAAUUUUCAAAGAUUCUUCGAUUAAAAGUAAGAGAAAACAUUGAUUUCGAUUCAAUUUUAUGCGAUGGAAGUUUAUCCUAUACACAUUCAGCAUAGUGGUGAAUGGAAUUUUGAAAAUAGAUUUGUCAAUUUCGUUGGGCAUUGUGUUGUUAUCGAAUCUAGUUUCAAUUUUGAGAACUUAGUAUUAGCAAUUUCAAAACAGAUCGAGGUUGAUUCUGAAUUGAAUAUCAUAGAGAUCAAGUUCAUUCCGAAUGAUGGUUUACCGCCUAUGCUAAUUCACAAUGACACUAGCGUACGUGCAUUUUUUGAAUUGAAGAAAAAAAAAUUCAGAAUUCGCUGCCUAUCCAUUGUGUAUAACAGUGAAGAAGGUGUCAAUUGGUGUUGGUUGUUUGGAUAGUAAUUUUGCUACUACAGAUUCAGUGGGCUUAGGUAGAGGUGGACUUAUACAAGAGAUUGAUGAUGCAUAUACAAUAAAUAUGAUUGAGUUUGAGAAUGAUGAAAUUGAUUCUGAGAAUGAUGAAGGAAUUAGUGAAAAUGAAAGCAAUGAUUGUGGUAUAAUAGAAAACGUUUUACAAAAAUAUGUUGCGGAGGAUCAAAUUUACAUAAACAAGGAGACACUUGCUAGUGUAAUGAAAAACUAUGCCCUGCACAAGAAGUUCCAGUUUAAGGUGAAGAGAUCAAGUGCAACAAGGUAUCACCUCUCUUGUGUGGAUGACAACUGUGAUUGGAGUUUCAAAUCUUCAGCUGUGCACAUGGGAAAAAUAUUCAAAGUGAGGCAUUUCAAUAAUGUUAAUACAUGUUCAUUUUCUGAAAGAUACUUAACGCAACGUCAAGCUACUUCGGUUGUAGUUGCUGGUUUUGUUGUGGAUAAACUUUCUGAUUCGAAAAGAAAUUACACUCCAAAAGAUAUAAUAAGUGACAUGCAAAGGGAGCACGGGGUUAAGUUGAACUAUAUGAAAGCGUGGAGAGCUAAAGAAAAGGCAAUGGAAAUAGUAAGAGGGAAACCUAGUGUAUCUUAUGGGGAGUUGCCGUCAUACCUGUAUAUGUUGGAGUACACAAAUCCAGGAAUGGUUACAAGGUUGCAUAAGUCGGAUGAGGGAUGCUUCCUUUACGCAUUUGUUUCCCUGUAUUCAUCUAUCAAGGGUUGGGAAUAUAGUAGGCCAGUAAUGGUGGUUGAUAGGAGCUUUCUUAAAGCAGCAUAUAGGGGGACUAUAUUGACUGCUUGUACACUGGACGCAGCUGGGAAUAUCCUUCCGCUAGCCUAUGCACUCGUCGACUCAGAAAAUGAUGCAUCUUGGGGAUGGUUCUUCAUGCAAUUGAAGAAUACUUUUGGGGUUCGGGAAGGAAUGUAUAUUGUUUCAGAUAGACAUGAUAGCAUCCAGAAUGCAACAUGUUGUUUACCCGAAGUGCCUCGUUGUUUCUGCAUCUACCAUUUGUGGAACAACGUCAAGGAUCUAUUCAGGAAAAAUAAGGAAAAAGCGAGACCGAUAUUUUUUGCUUUGGCUAAGGCUUACACCACUGAAAGGUGUGAACACUACAUGAACGAAUUGAAUAAAAUUGAUCGGCGAGUGCAACCUUAUUUGGUCAAUGUGGGUAUGAACGGUGGUCUAUAA